AUAAAUAAUGUUUCCAUUUUGGGUUUAUCUUUUUCGCUCUUUUCGUUUAAUGCAUGACCGAUUAUAUUGUUGAACUCCAAUGGCGUUGUCAAUAUUUUGAACUUUUAGUGGGAUAAAGUGUUCUAUAUUCGAUUAAUUUAAUAUUUUGGUUGUUUAAAAUUUUUUCUCAAAAUGAGGAAUUCUGCAUAUUACGUGUAAAAAGAACUGGGUUUAGUUGCAAAAGAGUUUGCUAGUUGAGGCUUUGUAUCCAUUUACAUUCUUUUCUACAAAGAUCUGUUGAAAUAUGCAACAAUUUUUCUUCAAAUGACAGUUUUUGCUAGGGAAGAGAAUGUAUGUAGGGCUAAGUUCUUAAUUAGCAUACUGGAAACAGAUUCUUAGAUUUCAGUUUUGUUUAUUUUUCCCUCUUCUAUUUUGUUCAGAAAUUCAUUUUUUUUCUCUUGAAUUCAGUAAGAGUACUGUAAUAAAUAAAUAGAUAAAUCCUAAACUAGUUAUAAGAUAAUCCUUAAUCAGUGAUUAAAGGCACCGCUUACAUGACCCAUUAUCUGUUUCCUGGUAACCUUGAAGAGUGGGAGUUGGUGUUUCUUCAGUUUGUUGAAUGGCAUCCACUCUAUUUUUGUUGAGUUAUGAAUAGGUGUUGAUUUUGUGGGUCAAAACAUGGAAAUAUGGACCACGAGCUGUCUGGUUGUCUUAUGGCCAUGUGAAGAUGAUUUGUAAAUUGGGUGUCAGAAACCUAAAAUAUUGUUUAAUGCAACAUUUUGAUACUAGUUUUGUGUUAAGGCAGAAUUACAUUCUAGAGAAUAAGUAUGAACUGUCAUAGACCUUUUGAAUAGACUGUGGCAUCUUAGUUAUAAUCGGAGUGGAAGAAUGGUGUAUUUUAUUCCGAAACUUUUAUUACUUUUGGUCCAUGGUUAAUGUUGUUUUACGACAGGAUGUUUGGGGUUGAUAGUUUAGUUCAUCAAAAAGGAGAUUGAAAUCUUAAGACUUGUUAGAGAGACCCAAAUCUCUUCAUGGUUUUUUUAUAGAAAUACUACUUAUUCUAGAAACCAAUAAAACUACUGAAAUAAAAGCACAGCAUUAACUAAGGAAAGAAAUAAAAUCACAACCGAAGCCUUAAUUAGAGAAUCAAAAUUAGCAGCCUUUCCUAACAUAGAUGCACCCCAUAACAUGUUGCUUGAUUUUCCUUGGCAUGUUAACCUCUUCUUUUUUUAUUUUGUAUAUCGGAAUGAAUCAUGUCUGCUUAUAUAUUUUGGUUUUGUUUUGUCAUUUUACUCUACAUUUUUAUUGAAGCUGGAUUAAGCUUAAAUAUGUCAAUAUUUUAUUUUUGGACAGCAGCCCUGUCACUCUUUUUCUGAUUUGAGCGAUUUCAUUCCUUGAUAGCUUGCACCACUUCUGAAGCCUCUUAAUUUUCUUUCUGAAAUUUCUUUUGCCUUCCUUUUCAAAUAUACUGCUUAAUUAUUCCUUUGGUGAAAAUAUUUUAACCUAGCAACUACCUUUGAGACACGGAUUCAAUUGAGAUACAUUAUCUGAAACUCCUUGUAGCUAUCAUUUUCCUCCCCUCAGUAUAUGUAUACUUCUAGCCUCUGUGCUUUCUUCAGAGUUGCCUUGCAAGCCUGUUUAAAUAGAUUCAUAUGAUGCCAAAGCCUAAGGCACUUACCGCUGCUCAGUCAAUGGAAUCUAAAGGACCAAGUGAGCCCGAACAGCUUGUUGAGUCUGAUGAGAGGGUUGAUCUUGAUGAAGACAGUGAUCCUGAGGAGACCAUGGAAGAAGAGGUGGAGUAUGAAGAAGUGGAGGUAGAAGAAGAAGGAGAGGAAGAAAUAGAAGAAGAAGAGGAAGAAGAAGACCUGGAUGUCGAAAACGCCAAUGGGGCUGAUGUUUUUGAGACUAAAGUUGAAGAUGGAGAUGAAAAGAGGAAGCAUGCUGAGCUUCUUGCUCGUCCUCCUCAUGGUUCUGAAGUUUAUAUUGGAGGCAUUCCACAUGACGUUUCUCAGGAGGAUUUGAAAGGCUUUUGUGAAUCGGUUGGAGUAGUUACUGAGGUUCGCAUUAUGAAAGGUAAAGAUUCAACUGAAAACAAGGGAUUUGCAUUUGUGACCUUUAGAAGUGUAGAAUUGGCCUCUAAUGCCAUUGAUGAGCUAAAUAAUGCGGAUUUUAAGGGUAGAAAAAUUAAAUGUUCAAUGUCCCAGUCAAAGAAUCGAUUGUUUAUUGGUAAUAUACCUAGAAGCUGGAAAGAGGAACACCUAAGGAAGGCUUUGUCGGAGGUUGGACCCGGAGUUACUGGUUUGGAAUUGGUAAAGGAUAUGAAGAACUUAAGUAAUAACAGGGGCUUUGCCUUUGUUGAGUAUUAUAACAAUGCAUGUGCUGAGUAUUCAAGGCAGAAGAUGAUGAGCCAAGAAUUCAGGCUUGGUGAUAAUGCUCCAAAUGUGAGCUGGGCUGAUCCCAAAAAUGCCGAUUCUUCUGCUGCUUCUCAGGUGAAAGCAAUUUAUGUAAAGAACUUGCCAAAGGAUGUCACACAAGAUCAGUUAAAGAAGCUAUUUGAACAUCAUGGGAAGAUCACGAAAGUGGUUCUACCUCCUGCAAAACCUGGACAAGAGAGAAAUAGAAUCGCUUUUGUUCAUUUUGCAGAGAGAACUUGUGCCAUGAAAGCUCUGAACGACUCAGAAAAAUAUGAACUGGAUGGUCAAGUUGUGGAAUGUUCUCUUGCAAAGCCACUAACAGAUCAAAAGACUCCUGGGGGUUCAAGUUCUCAGAAUUCACGUUUUCUUCCUAAUUAUCCACCUCACGUUGGGUAUGGUCUUGUCGGGGGUGCCUAUGGUACUCUAGGUCCAGGAUAUGGUGUUGCAGGCCUUGCACAGCCAUUAAUCUAUGGAAGUGGACCAAGUCCAACUGGCAUGUCAAUGAUGCCAAUGCUUCUACCUGAUGGCCGCAUUGGAUAUGUUCUGCAACAACCAGAAGCUCAACUUCGAAGCCCACCUCCACAUCAGAGAAAUAGUAAAGAUAGUGGGAGUUCAAACAGGGGGAAACACAGCAACGAUGGCCGGUGGUAUCGCCCCUAUUGAGUGUUUAUUAUAUUAGGUUGCUUCUGUGGUAGAUGGAGGGUGUAUUUAAGCAUUCCCCGGCAGUGAUCAGUGACUGUUAUAAACCAAACUAUGAUUGUCAAUGAAAAAAAUACACUUCAUUUGAUGAUUCUGUCAUAUUUGGUAUCUUUAUUAAUGAGUCAAGCAAGAACAUUUAGCUCUGAGGCUUAAUAUUUUA
Molecule: messenger RNA, 3249 nt
Organism: Gossypium raimondii (Peruvian cotton)
Lineage: Eukaryota; Viridiplantae; Streptophyta; Magnoliopsida; Malvales; Malvaceae
Product: heterogeneous nuclear ribonucleoprotein Q
Exons: 8
Coding region: 1629-3053 (474 amino acids)
Cellular component (GO): nucleus
Molecular function (GO): mRNA binding
Source: RefSeq, a predicted model, not a curated record